CCCAUAGGUUAAUGAAUCUUUUUCAGUGUUUCCACUCUGCCAUUGUUUAUGCGUGUUUCACCUGGCUUAUGGGCCAUUUUAAGUGUUUACGCGCUGACAGUUUCUGUUAUGGUCUCACCUGGUUUUGUAACCAUUUUCAGUGUUUCCAUUCAGACAUUGUGGUUUUCACCUAGUCUUGGUACCAAUUUAGUGUUUCCACAUAUUCUUUUUUGUGUCAUAUGGUUUUCCCGUGACCUGUUGGCAAUAUCUCGAUAUUGCUUUGUAAUACUGUUACUGUUCGCGCUUUGACCUUUUUCAGUAUGCCGAAACGACGGCCAAAUGAGGUGACCUCGGGAAAAGGGAAGGCCUCCAAACCUCAACAGCCGGGUCAGAACCGCCUUGCCACCUUGGUUGCUGCGGCCCUUUCAAACGAUGAGGACAUCCUGGAGGAAAUCUCUUCGCUUCUCCUGGCUAAACUGUCCAAGCAAGAUGGUCGAGAAGGCCCUAAGACUCGCGCCUCACUUGGACCCAAUCCCACUUCCCAUACUCCAUCAUGUGUCACCUCUGAGCUUGCUUCAUUGAAGGAACAGUUAUUGGAGGCAUCAUUAGCACCUUCGACCCGUGCAGUGUACUCCAAAUCAUGGACCAAAUUCAAAGAUUUCCAUGCAAACUUCGCUUCGCAUCAACCUGUUCUGCCAUUGUCUGUUGACUUGAUCACUUCCUUUGUGGCCCAUCUUUUCAAACAAGGUCUCUCACCUUCCACUAUCAACAGUAACCUUUCGGUCAUUUCCUAUUUUCAUUCCCAUUCGGGAUUUCCUGACCCAUGUGCUAAUACCCAAGUCCGUCGCAUGACGUUGGGUUGUCGUAAACUCAAGCAACACGUCGACACCCGUCUUCCUCUACACACCCACAUCACACUGUUAAUUCAAGGCGUUGCUUCUUUGUACCAAUCUUCACCUUACCUGCAAAAGCUUUACUGUGCCAUUAUACUUCUAGCUUUCUUUGUUUUUUUUCUCAUUGGUGAAUUGUUACCACUUUCACCACAUUUAUCCUCAGCUGUUGUUCAACGCCAACAUGUUACAGUCUCCCCAACAUUCUUGCGCUUACAUUUACAUAAUUACAAAACUCAGAAGACUGACAAACCUCUAACCAUCCUGAUCAAAUCCCAAUCCCCAUUAUGCCCUGUUAAAGCCCUGCAGGCUUACUUCCUAGUCAGGGGGACAAAGAUGGCCCAUUAUUCGUGUCUUCCAUUUCAUCACCAAUUUCAGUUGCGAAGUUUCGGUCCGUUUUCAAUGAACUUCUUGUUUACGCUAACCUUUCCAAAGUACUUAUAAACUCCACAGUUUUCGGAUAGGUGCUUGUAUCCAAGCUGCUCUCCUUGGGGUCCCUGACAAUGAAAUAAUGCGCAUGGGGCGCUGGCGGUCAAAUGCUUUCCGCCGCUACAUCCGUCUUCCCAACAUCAGUUCUUAAUACUCGUACCUCUGACUUGCCUCACAUAUUAGCAGCCUCUGAAGACAUUGGGGUGUGGUUUCCCUCUGGGUUCUUUCCUCUUCUAGGUUCAUUUUCAUUUGUUCUCAUGCCAUCUACAUAUCUCCCCUACUUGUGAAUGGAGACUAACCUUUCUUGUAUAUACAUUUCAUUUUAUAGUUUUGUUUACCUAUGUUACAAAUGUCCGUUUUUGCUGUUAGGGCAUAUGCUUUGUAUAUAUCUUGUACCUUGUUAUCUUAUUCUAGUCUUAUCGUAUCCCUUGGUUAAAUAACUGUGCUCAUGUUACAAGCUGGCCAUUGGGGUGUGGCCACUGUAGCAUGAAUUAACUACUGUGUUUUUGUUUUUGUACAUUUUGUGACACGCUCUAGUCUUAUUAUAUCCAUAUGUCUACUAUUAGUUGAAGUUACAAUUUGGCCAUAGGGGUGUGGCCAUUUUUCAACUGCAUUAUAACUAUUGUUGUUGUUUUCUUUUUACCUCUGUUAUUUUGAAUUCCAAGUGCCUUUUUAUUCCAUUGGUAUUAUCAUUGUCCUUGACAAUGCGGCCAUUGGGGUUUGGCCAACCAACAAUGCAUAAUAUUUUAUUUAGCUUUCCUUACGUAUUGUUCAUAUUGUUUUGCUAAAUUUUUGCCAUAUUUUGCUUCACUGUUCACCUUUUUUGAAACUAUUUUUAUGUAGUCUCUAACAUCCUGGCCAUUGGGGUGUUGCCACGUUUGCUUCCAUAUUAUUCAUUCAGCCUUUUGUACGUAGUUGGUAUCACAUCUCUUUUCGGUACUUGCACAGCCUCGCUUCCUUGGUUGGACGUGUUUGUGGGCGAUUGCCGUCCAACUUUGUGAUCGCUUUUUAAACUCUACAAACCUUUUUCCUAAUUUAAAACUUCAAAAAUAAAUCCGUCUGGCAAAAUCUAUAUCUGCCAGACAUUUCCAACCAUUUCGGAGUUACUCUUCCUUUUCCCUUUUGCCACAAAUGAACUGCGGAAACUUGGCUGUGCAAAUAUAAAAUCAUACUUUAUAAGCCAUUUAUAAAGUGGUUGAUAUUUGUGAGACAUACUAUUAUUAUAAUUUUCUUCAUUGUAUGUUGGCCUUGGAAGUUGGAGAUAUCGCAACAUAAAUAAGUUUAGUGUAACCGCACAUUAUUUAGUGCAACAUAACCUCUGUCAUAAAUUAGCCUCGUUUUGGACGCGCAGCAGUGAAAAAUUUUCAGAGAAGAUUUACAAAUUUAUUUUAUUAACCGCGAACCACCCCUCCACCCUUCAUGCUGUUUUAUCAAGUUUGCUUAUAUGUUGCAUAUAAAUAUUACUUACUAAACAUUGGUUCGUUUUCCGAUUCAUUAACCCAAAACCUAACAUUCAUUCCACUCGCACCUCACUUACUGACCGAAUAUUUUUCCCCCCAGAGCCCUUGCAUCUGCAAGACAUUCAAAACCCAAAACAGGCUCACUGAAUCUUGCAUAUCCAGGUCAAAUUAUUAAAGCAAUGAGUCUGAUUAUUUACUGCUACCAUUCUUACAAUGAAUGAUACAUGUUAGCUUCCUACAACGCUUAUGCACUCAAUAAACAUACU
This is a messenger RNA of Mya arenaria, 3024 nucleotides long. RefSeq lists its product as uncharacterized. NCBI's taxonomy places the organism in Eukaryota, Metazoa, Mollusca, Bivalvia, Myida, Myidae. The transcript is spliced from 2 exons. Bases 300 to 1313 code for a protein of 337 amino acids. The record is from RefSeq and is a predicted model, not a curated record.